This is a messenger RNA of Belonocnema kinseyi, 2562 nucleotides long. It is a transcript of the gene Herp, whose product is annotated as homocysteine-responsive endoplasmic reticulum-resident ubiquitin-like domain member 2 protein. The coding region runs from base 637 to 1758 and encodes 373 amino acids. The transcript has 4 exons. Gene Ontology annotation, biological process: endoplasmic reticulum unfolded protein response. Gene Ontology annotation, molecular function: protein binding. Lineage: Eukaryota; Metazoa; Arthropoda; Insecta; Hymenoptera; Cynipidae. The record is from RefSeq and is a predicted model, not a curated record.
GUGCAGAUACAAUUUUCAUUACAUUUUUUUGCAAUCUGAUACAUGCCCGAGUUUAGUAGUUUUUAUUAGUAAAGAAAUAAUAGAUUUAAGCAAAAAUUCGUUAUCAUACACAAUUUCCCAUUCGAUAUUCGAGAAAGUGCUGUUUUUUGGACAUAUUGACGGCUGUUUUGUGAGUCAGUGUUCUGGUUGCUAUCUUCAGCUUUAUUCAGCUUCAGCCAAUGGCGAUACGCCGAAUAUCUUUUCCGUCUUUCCCGUGAUGUCGCAUUAUGUAUAAUGUAUGUGUGUAUGGAUCACGAGCAGAUAGCGUGUACACGUUCCGUGUAUUUACGUGCGGAUAGAGGAACAUACGAGUUUAUACUUUUUGAUUCGUGGCGUGGACGUUAGCUCACUGGUUUAUUUCACAUUCUGCCGUAAAGUAAACAAAAGGAUAGAUUUCUCGAUCAGUCGUCGAAUUUUGGAGCAGAUGGUGAUUUCUUUGUGAAAUUGGAUUUUUACGUUUAGGUUCAAGAAAGUAGCAAAGAGGGAUAAAUUUAUUAGUAAAAAUUAAUGUCAAUCAGCCUGGGCUGAUUAUCGCUGUUUUCGUCUGACUCGUGUGUAAUCAUUCGAAACGACCAAGAGAUUGGAAACCUCGCGAAAAUGGAAACUGCUGGUGUGAGAUUAAUCAUUAAGGCCCCGAAUCAGCAGAUCGAAGACCAAAUUAUAAGCUGCGAACUCGGCUGGACUAUUCGCAAACUCAAAGAUUACUUGGCCGAAGUUUAUCCGAGUAAACCGAAAACGAAAGAUCAGAAACUGAUAUACUCGGGUCAGCUCUUGAAGGACUCUGUUUAUUUAAAAGAUGUGUUGAGAUCGUACGAGGACACUGAAGAUCAGCCUUUUACGGUGCACUUGGUUUGUGCAACAAACAAAAUGGACACUGAAAAGAAACCUGAAAAGUCCACGAAGGAAGCACCAGAAAGUACAAAAGCAUCUAGUUCUCCUGAACAAAAUCCUCCAGAUUCUAGGCGAGAUCGGCUUGACGCUGCAGCCCAGGAAACUAUAAACACCCAACCAACUGCUCAAGUUUAUUCGACACAUUCGUUGUAUGGCCAAUUAAAUACUCAACAAAUCGCCUGGAUGCAACAAGUCUACACUCAUUAUUUAACACAAUACAUGCAGCUGAUGGCAGCCCAGGGUAUUCAAGUGCCGAAUAGUGUACCUUAUAUGCAAACGAAUCCAAAUUUGAAUAAUUUAGUCAACAACAAUGCCAACAAUAAUAACAUUAAUCCAAACGAGGAGGUUGAACAGCCAAGGCAAGUGCCACAAGACGCUGCUGAUUUAGGAGCAGGAGAUGAAGCUGGAGGCUUGUUGAAUCGUGAUUGGCUGGACUUUUUCUAUAUGCUCUCCAGAAUAGUUGUUCUCUUCAGCAUCGUCUACUUUUACUCUUCUCCAAUCAGAUUUCUCAUCGUAGCUUUCCUCGGAUUCGCCAUGUAUCUUGUUUCAUUUUGCAGAUAUCAGGGUGGCUUCUUCAGGGUUCAUCCAGUUUUUUUACCGGAAAAUAACAACGCCCGGCAGGAUAAUAACAACCAAUUGGCACAAAAUGAAGCAGCUGGACAGGGUGUAGCUCCACAAGAAGUUCAAGAAACUGGGAUGGAGAAUGAAGGAAGGACGAACCCAAACGAAGAAAAUGAAACUGCAAGACCCGGAGCUUUAGCCUUUACUUGGUCCUUUUUUAGUUCGUUUUUUGCUUCUCUUAUUCCCGACCAGCCAAACAUCCUGUAAGGUUGUUUAAAUUCGUCAUUCCUUCGGGGGACUAGCAAGCUUUACUCAUCUUUUACUCUAGAGGCCAUUUGUAAGACUUGAAACACUUGUUUCAAAAACUCAUUAAAGGUUUCCAAAUAUAUGUGAUUGUUUCAGAAAUAUUAGGAGUAACUUUUAUUGCGUUUUUGCAUAUUGUAUAUAAAAUCGUUAGAAAGAUGUAUAUUUUUUAUCUAGAAAAUACUGCGCUGUCUGCGUUGUUUAAUCACGUUUAAGUCCAAUUCAAAUUUUCUGGUUGAUGUAAUAAUUGCAGGAUGAUAAUUAUUCAUAGUAAUAAUAUAACUGUUUCUGGGUUAUUGACGUACUAUUUUAAAUUGUUUUGUUUUGGACGUAGAGAGCAGAACGUGUAAUUCUUAAGUGUCACUUUCGAGAAGUGAAAUAUUUUUCAUGUCUGUCGAGACACUAAAAAGAAAACAACGACGCGAAAUACACGCUGUGCUUGUAAAUAUAAUAUUGUCUGUUGAGCCUAGUCUGUUCACUUUGUGAUUCUCGACAAAGUCAUAAAAUAGUGAGGCUAUCACCAAACAUUGAAACUGAUACAAUAACUGUGUUGUACCGAGGCGUAUUAAACCCUGUGAUUUGUAUCAUUCGUAUAUAUAGCGAGCUUUGUAAAAAAGCUGACUUUUGUAUGUAAAUCUAUGUAUUGGAUAUAUAUUAUUAGCUCAAGGUCACGUAAUCUUUCUGUAUUUACACCGAUAAAUUAAACUAUUCUCAAUUUCCGUAAACGAAAGUGUAUAUAAGGACAAAUAAAAGUCAAAUUCUUGAAAA